Molecule: messenger RNA, 1919 nt
Organism: Scatophagus argus
Lineage: Eukaryota; Metazoa; Chordata; Actinopteri; Scatophagidae
Gene: tbcc
Product: tubulin folding cofactor C
Exons: 1
Coding region: 104-1141 (345 amino acids)
Biological process (GO): tubulin complex assembly; post-chaperonin tubulin folding pathway
Cellular component (GO): cytoplasm
Molecular function (GO): tubulin binding
Source: RefSeq, a predicted model, not a curated record
AGGUGGCGGUAAGCACCUUUAACCUUAGCUCGAAACAACCAUGAAGAAGAAAAAGAAGCGCGCGUGACGUUCACACUUCCGUAACUAGCUACAGUGCAACAACAUGGAUGCAGUGGCUGAAGGUAACCAGGAAACUGGUUUUACCGGCGAAAGCGGUGCUGCCAAGAUACAUGAGCGAAUUCAGAAACGGCACCAGUUGAGGACAGAGGAUGCCGAGCGGAAGAGGGAAGCUAAAGAGAGCCAGUCUGUCUCGGAGGAAAAGGGCGAGUACUUCUUCAGCGCUUUUAACGCGGAGCGGGCGUCCAUCGAGGAGCUGCUGACAGGCUGCUCCGGUGCUGACCGGGCUGUGGUAACUCAAAAGCUGGAGGAGGCGACAGCCAGAAUACUACAGCUGCAAAAGUUUCUCAACGACAGCGUGUUGUUUUUAUCCCACUACGAGCUGAGACAAGCCCAGGUUGCUUUCCAGAAACUCCAAACAUCCCUUGCCAAGACAAGAGAAGAGUGUCUGCCCAAGAAGAAGUUUACCUUUCAAGCACGCAGUAAAGCAGCAGAUAAAGUCUCAGCACCUAUGUCAGAUACACCAUCACCUGGAGCAGCCACACCUGCUGAUUCCAGCAAGGUGGAUGGAGCUGCAGCUUCUGAGCAGUGCGGCUUCUCCAAGAUGGACAAUGUGCGUCUGACAAAGACAGCUGAGGAGAUCCAGAAACAAGACGUACUGUUGACUCACCUCACCAACUGCAAAGUUCGGCUGUUUGGUUCCCCCAGCACGCUGCACCUGAAAAACAUCGACAGCUGUGAGAUCCUGUGUGGGCCCGUGUCUAGUUCAGUGUUUGUUGAUCAGUGUAGGAACAGCACUCUGGUCUUCGCUUGUCAGCAGCUGCGGACUCACAACACCACGGACACCCAGGUGUAUCUGCACGUCACCAGCCGAGCCAUCAUAGAGGACUGUCGCGGAGUGAGCUUCGCCCCUUUCUCCUGGUCGUAUCCCACCUUGGAGGAAGAUUUCGUUGUGUCUGGCCUAGACCGGGACAGAAACAACUGGAGCCAGGUGGAUGACUUCGACUGGCUCGCUGCAGGAACACCUUCCCCUAACUGGACUGUCAUUCCAGAAGCAGAUAGGAAGAUGAAUUGGGGCACCUAGAAUUAUACUUUUAAAAUCUGUAUUUGCCAAAGUAAUAAGUUAAUAAGUUAAUUUUUUGCCUGCAAAUUUGUUUUACACUACUGUUAUCUUUUCAAUGUGUUGGAUUGCUGUAAUUGAGAAAAGUUGUGGUUUUGUAUGACAGAGUUAAAGCUGCACUAACACCUGAAAAAAAAAAUCCACAUUUACACAGUUGGUUUAUGGCAAAGUAGAGCAUCACAUCUCAGGUGAGGCAAUUCUGGUUUGAGGUGUUGUAGACCAAUAUUUUUCUGCUCAUGCUCAGCAAACAAUUUGCAAAACUGCUAAAAGUAACAGUAAAAGACUAAUUUGCACAGAGAAAACUGGGCCCUCCAACACCAGAUUUAAUGCCUAUUUUCUGUUGUAUUCAUGCCUUAUGGUAGAUGAAGUUUGCAGUUUACUAGUAUGACAUUGCAUGAUUUCUGGUAAAGCACAGCAAAAAUUAGCUUACUGCAAGUACAUAUUGCAGUGCAUGUGUUGCACAAAAAAUACUUCAAAACCUUGUGGAACGUCUUCCCAGAAGAGUGGAAGUUGUUGUAGCUGCAAAGCUGUCUGUGUAUUUAGAAUACAAUGUCAUUAAAGUUCCUGUUGGUGAAAUGGUCAGGUGUCCCAAUACAUUUGUCUAUGUAGUGUUGGUUAACAUGGUCUCCAUCAUAUAGUUUGUCCAUUGGAGAGCACUGACAGGUGUAUUUCCAGCUGUAAAAUGCCCAGUGUGCUACAUAUCUUGGUCACUAUUCUUGUUAAAGUUGUAUGUGUACAUUCA